AUGCCUACUCACGGAGGUUCGGGUGUGAAUGUCAUUGAGAGUGAAGAGAUAAGGGUUGUAUCUGAUGUGGGCUGUUUGACUUUUCCUCUUAUGUCUGUGAAGCAACAUCUGGUUAAUAGCGGCAUCUUCCCGGGCUGUGGCGUUGAUUGGGAGGAUUGCAAGAGUCAACCCGAAGGUUGUGCUGAUUUGAAAAGUAUGGUACAAGAGCUGAUUGACGAGGGUCCUCUUCAAUUUUAUCGAAGGAUGAGAGGUGCGAAGAGUGGGGAUGGCGAAGUGGCAGUGAUUUCAAUUCCUUAUGAACCAGUUGUUCCAAUAUGUAUCCAAGUGCCUAUUCAGAUACCUGUAGGUAUCCCAUAUGAGGAACAACCAGCGGCGUUGAUGAUUACCGUGCUAGGGCCUAUUCCAUAUGAGAGUGAGAAGGUCGUCCCUUGGCAUUAUGGUUCAGACGUAUAUUACUAUGGCACGAAGGAGGAGGGUGAUCCAUCUAAAAAGAAGUUUGUUGAGGCCGCAGUUGCAAACACUGAUAAUUUUGCCGGUACUGGUAGAAUUACUCGCAGUGGUAGGGUGUUCUCCCCUCAGCUUGUCCAAAAAGAUGCAGAUGCUUUGGCUAAGGCCAAAGGAAAACAAGCGGUGACUGAUGUCCAGAAUUCUCCGACUCAGAAUGGGGCACCGGAUAAUGAUGUAUCUUCCAAGGAUGUAGAAGAAUUAUUGAGAAUCAUCAGGAAGUCCGAUUACAAAGUUGUUGAGCAAUUGGGUCAGACUCAGUCAAAGAUUUCUAUCUUGCAAUUGUUGAUGUGUUCGGAGAAGAUAUCUGUGAAUCAGUUAGAGGCAGUGGCCAAUAAUAUUUCCGCUGGAAAUGGUUUGGGGUUUACUCAUCGUGAUCUUCCUCCAGAAGGGAAAAACCAUAACAAAGCGUUUCAUAUUUUGAUGGAGUGUAAGGGGACGACUUUGUCCCGUGUUUUGGUUGAUACUGGUUCCUCCCUGAACGUGCUUCCCAAAUCGGCCCUUAUGAGAAUUGACUAUGCUGGUGUUGAAUUGAGACCCAGUGAGUUGAUGGUACGCGCUUUUGAUGGUUCAAGGAGGUCUGUGUUCGGAGAGGUAGACUUGCCUAUCCAAGUUGGUCCUCAGAUCUUCACCAUAACUUUUUAUGUAAUGGAUAUUCAGCCUGCUUACUGCUGUCUAUUGGGACGACCAUGGAUUCACAAGGCCGGCGCUGUGACAUCCACUCUUCAUCAGAAGUUAAAGUAUCCAGUUGAUGGUAAAGUGGUGACAGUUUGUGGUGAGGAGGAUUAUAUCAUGAGUCACUUGUAUUCUUUCCGAUAUGUGGAGAUCGAAGGUAAUAUACAUGAGACGUCGUUCCAAGCGUUUGAGGCUGUAAAUGCUGUGAGAAUUCCUCUUUACGAGGUAACAAAGCCAGAAACAGUUAUGUCCUCUUUGAAAGAUGCUCAGGAUGCUGUUGAGACUGGAAAGAUGGAAGGUUGGGGGCAAAACGGUCAGGUUAAUGCCAUUGUCAAUGGCGAGGAGGUGGAUAAUGACUGUGACUUUGAUAGCUGGAUUCAUCCAAGUAUGUCUUUGCAAGUGCAUCGGAUCGGCACAAUAGCAGAUCUAGCCGAAUGA
Molecule: messenger RNA, 1617 nt
Organism: Vicia villosa (hairy vetch)
Lineage: Eukaryota; Viridiplantae; Streptophyta; Magnoliopsida; Fabales; Fabaceae
Exons: 4
Coding region: 1-1617 (538 amino acids)
Biological process (GO): proteolysis
Molecular function (GO): aspartic-type endopeptidase activity
Source: RefSeq, a predicted model, not a curated record